UCGUAGGGCAGAAUAUCUAGGGUAACCUUGCCAGGAGACUAAGAGCCAGCCAGACCUAAGUUAGAUAGAGGGUUGCUUUGAAAAUAAUUUGUGAGCUUCAAUCUUGGAAACAAUGGCAAACUCAGCCCUGACCAUGGAUUUGCAAGGUCUGAACCUGGACGACUUGUCACAUCCACAAAACCAAGGGGCAAUCCCCAAAGUAUCUCCCACUUUGCAGAAAGAGCCAACUAAAGAUGAAGGUUCGACCAAUUCCAAGAAGCGACGGAGCCGCAGGCAAAAGAAGAAGAAGGUUUCCGAACCGAACCCCGUGGACGAUGGUCCUUGUGAGAAAGAAGAUAAUACCGGUGCAUCGAGUUUGGAAGACAGAGUUCCAGAUUUCUCCUUUCCCACCAUCGUGACAAGUUUCAUUGAGAAGGAGCUUGAGGAGGAAGAGCUCCUCGAAGCGUACAAUGACACCAAAGACACAUCAGUGCCCAAUAAUGCUCCCCGAAAAAUAGACUCGGAAAAGCGGGCAGGAGCGAGACGAAAACGAAGUGGAGUGGGUAAACGGAAGAAACCCAAAUCUCCGCCCUUGGAUGGAUUGGACCCGAAAUGCUCGGAUGACAAGGAGAAUGAGAAUCUGGAGAUGCCUGAUAUUAAGUUGGAUUCUGACGACAGUGACCGCGAUGACGAGCGUCCUAGUGGUCAAAAGUUCCAUUGGAAGAGUGUCACCAAAAACGGGUGGAUCAAGAAAUGCAUCCUCGUGGAUGGACUCCAAGACAGUGGGCGACCCAAACCAGGCGACACGGUCUUGGUCAAGAGUCAAGGCAAGCUCAAGGAUGGCACUAUCAUCGACGAUUACCCAACUCAAGUGUUCAACGUGGGUGAGCACGAGGUUGUCGAAGGGUUGGAUCUGGUGGUCCAAUCCAUGUUCAAGAACGAGCUCUCCAUAGUGUCUCUCAAACCGGAAAUGGCCUAUGGGACCUUGGGUCGCAAAGGGGACGUCCCUACCAACUCCAGGAUCACAUACCUCAUGGGACUAUUGCAUUUCGAGAAGCAGAAGGAGAUCUCGCAACUAACGUGGGCACAACGCCGCAAGUCCGGACAAACCCGCAUGCGGCUGGCCAAUUGGUGGUAUCAGCGAAAAGAAUACCCCAUCGCGGUGAAAUGCUACAAGAAGGCCCUCGAGUACUACAACAAUAUUCCCACUAAUCAGGAGUGCACCACUCCGGAGGAAUACAAGGAGCUCCUGCAACUCAUGGAGGAGCGUCUGCGCGUCAUGCGACAAGUGGCCAACAUCUUCAAGCGGAUCGCCAACAUGAUCCAGAGUGGACAGAUCACAGCCUGAUCCGAAACGAAUAUCCUCAGAGACACUUCAAAUCCAUGCAUAGUAUUUAAGACCACUUGAACAAUAUAGGGCUUUUGCAUUGAA
This is a messenger RNA of Tigriopus californicus, 1411 nucleotides long. RefSeq lists its product as uncharacterized. The transcript has a single exon. Gene Ontology annotation, molecular function: peptidyl-prolyl cis-trans isomerase activity. The record is from RefSeq and is a predicted model, not a curated record. NCBI's taxonomy places the organism in Eukaryota, Metazoa, Arthropoda, Copepoda, Harpacticoida, Harpacticidae. The coding region runs from base 113 to 1327 and encodes 404 amino acids.